UCAGUUCUUUGCCGGUUUAAAUGCACCUAAUGACCAGAAAGUUUGAGCAUUAAAGAUUUCUUUGGAGAAAAUCAACGGAAAAAAAAAAAGCUUGAAAUGUUGAUGCUCACCUGAAAGUAUGUAAAUUCUAAUAUUUGAAAACGGCUUUUAUAAGUAUUUCCUUUUAACAAAAUAGUAGUGAAAAUCCAUGAUACGUAUGGACGGUGAAAUUUAGUCUGGGUUCCAUAAUUUCGCAGUCUCCAUCGAACACCCUUGGAAGCCUUUUCUAAGCCAUCCCGCAAGGCGCAAAAUUCGGAUUUUGAGGCCAUGGAUGUUUACGUUGAUAGCCUCUACGUGCUUGAUAAAAUGCCUAAGACAAGUGCUCGAGUAGAUUUAGUUGAGAAUGAGCAUUUAAGAUAUUCCUACUGUAAUGGCAUCUUCUGCUGCAUUUUCUACAUAUGCAUUGCAUGGAAGUAAGCUUGCUUCCAGGACAAUGUGGGCCAAUACUUUUAAUGAGCAUACUUACAGUUGUUCAAUCCUGCAAUUAAAGCAAUCAAUUUGUGGUAAGCCUAGUUCCUUGUCAGUCGAAAUUCCUUUUGAGCUGCAACCAAAUGGAAGGUUAGUCUCCAAGAAUAGAGUCAUAUGCAGUGCAUUCGAGGUUGAGAAUACACCAUCAGUCAUGGUUGGGAAUAAGUUUCAACUUGAGGAUGUCAUUGAGGCUCAGCAAUUUGACAGAGAGACACUGAAUGCAAUAUUUGAAGUGGCACGUGAGAUGGAGUUGGUUGAGAAGAAUACUCCUGGAAGUCAACUUCUUAAAGGGUAUCUAAUGGCCACACUUUUUUAUGAGCCCUCAACUAGGACUAGGCUGUCAUUUGAGUCUGCCAUGAAGCGUUUGGGUGGGGAGGUUCUGACGACAGAAAAUGCACGCGAGUUCUCAUCAGCAGCAAAAGGCGAGACACUUGAAGAUACUAUAAGGACAGUUGAAGGUUACUCAGACAUAAUUGUGAUGAGACACUUUGAAAGUGGUGCUGCCAGAAGAGCAGCAACAACAGCCAGCAUUCCCAUUAUUAAUGCUGGAGAUGGUCCCGGACAGCAUCCAACUCAGGCCCUUCUUGAUGCAUACACCAUUGAAAGAGAGAUUGGAAAGCUCGAUGGAAUUAAAGUCGGACUAGUUGGAGAUCUUGCCUAUGGAAGAACAGUUCGAUCACUUGCUCAUUUACUAGCCAAGUACCAUGAUGUGAAAAUCUACUUUGUGUCACCUGAUGUUGUAAGAAUGAAGAAUGACAUAAAGGAUUAUCUGACAUCUAUGGGGAUUGAAUGGGAAGAAAGUGCAGAUUUAAUGGAUGUUGCUUCUAAAUGUGACGUCAUUUAUCAAACCCGAAUCCAACGAGAAAGAUUUGGAGAAAGGAUUGAUCUUUAUGAAGAAGCUAGAGGCAAGUAUAUUGUUAACCAGGACGUCUUUAAUGUAUUGCAAAAACAUGCAGUAGUGAUGCAUCCUCUCCCAAGGCUUGACGAGAUAACGGUGGAUGUGGACAAAGAUCCAAGAGCUGCCUACUUCAGACAAGCGAAGAAUGGUCUCUACAUUAGAAUGGCUCUUUUAAAGCUUUUACUUCUUGGUUGGUAGAAGAUGGCCAUGGGUUUUCUUUCCUACAGUAGCCAGUGGUGCUUGCUUCUAUGUGGAGCAGCUAGGUUUCACUUUUAAGAGGCUUUUUGGCUAAUUUUCCUUUGACGAUUGAUAUGAGCACAAAAUUCAUACUUGCUGCCGAGUUGUACCUUACUUUGGCACACAUUGAUGGCUAACUUUAGCUGCAUUUUCCGAUUCUAAUCAAUGAUGAUGUGCCCGAGAAAUGAAAAACCCUCAGUUCUGCAUGAUG
Coffea arabica (coffee) is the source of this 1853-nucleotide messenger RNA. The record is from RefSeq and is a predicted model, not a curated record. NCBI's taxonomy places the organism in Eukaryota, Viridiplantae, Streptophyta, Magnoliopsida, Gentianales, Rubiaceae.